Molecule: messenger RNA, 486 nt
Organism: Triticum turgidum subsp. durum (durum wheat)
Lineage: Eukaryota; Viridiplantae; Streptophyta; Magnoliopsida; Poales; Poaceae
Source: the annotation of a GenBank genome assembly
AUGGUCUUGCUGAUGGUGUACUUGACGAGUACCAUGGAGGCGGUUCGGUGCUGCCGGCAGCGGGAAGGUCCAGCGACGCAGCAAGAUGGAGGCGUGCAGGCGGGAGCAGAGGAGAGGCAGAGGCGCCUGGCUCCGGUGAGGCUAGAGCUCAUGGGGUGGCGGAGGCCAUGGACGAAGGAGGGGAGACGGUUCAGCGGCAAGGAUGAUGCAGGGAAGGCGCACGGGGGAACCACAGCGAGGAGGAGAAGGGAGCAGGGGCGCGCGACUGGGGAAGGCAAGUGGGAAGGUCAGCGGGUGCCAGCGGCAGCGGCGGCUCGCCGGCCAAUGGGGCGCCAUGGCCGCCUGAAGCGGGAAGAGCCGGGAGACGAGUUCGUGAAUGAGUAUCCUGUUGAGUAUGUUUACGAGGAGCAAGCUUUCGACAACCCUGAGAACUUUGCAGCCAAGAUGAUCAUUACCCCUGAUAUCACUUCUAUCUUUGCUUGCUAG